This is a messenger RNA of Aspergillus niger, 141 nucleotides long. RefSeq lists its product as uncharacterized. The transcript is spliced from 3 exons. Bases 1 to 141 code for a protein of 46 amino acids. Lineage: Eukaryota; Fungi; Ascomycota; Eurotiomycetes; Eurotiales; Aspergillaceae. The record is from RefSeq and is a predicted model, not a curated record.
AUGGACAGGCCAGGCCAGGACAAUCAGGUGCGCGUGUGUGGUCCUACUGCUAGCCUGAUGUUUAUUAUAGGCAAUGUCUCAGAGUUCGCUUCGGACCAGCUGUUCAUUGAAGCGAGCUCUUACUUAAGACAAAGGAAUUGA